This is a messenger RNA of Oldenlandia corymbosa var. corymbosa, 1266 nucleotides long. Lineage: Eukaryota; Viridiplantae; Streptophyta; Magnoliopsida; Gentianales; Rubiaceae. The record is from the annotation of a GenBank genome assembly.
AUGGAAACGGAGAGCGGGAUUUCAUCCAGAAAAUGGCGCUUCAAAGGGAAUGAAAUAUCCAUGAGGUCUUCAGCGCUGACUGUGAGGAGUGCACUGAAUAUGUUGAUGGGAAAUUUGGACCCAAAUGACCAGAGGCCCUCAAUUCAAUUAGGCCAUGGUGACCCUUCUGCUUUCCCAUCUUUUAGGACUGCUCCUGAAGCUGAAAUUGCAAUUUGUGAUGCCCUUUUAUCUGCUGAGUACAAUGGUUACUCCCCUAAUAUUGGUCGUCUCCAUGCUAGAAAGGCUGUAGCAGAGCACCUCUCACAUGAUCUGCCAUACAAGUUAUCACCAGAUGAUGUAUUUUUAACUAGUGGAUGUACUCAUGCAAUUGAAAUAAUUCUAGAUGUACUUGCUUGUCCUAGUGCCAACAUUCUACUUCCAAAACCUUGUUAUCCUUAUUAUGAGGCUCGAGCAAUAGCCAGCAAUAUCCAAUUCCGUUACUUUGAUCUACUUCCUGAAAGAGACUGGGAAGUUGAUCUUGGUGCGGUUGAAGCUCUAGCCGAUCAAACUACUGUUGCAAUGAUCAUUACAAAUCCUGGAAAUCCUUGUGGAAAUGUCUAUAAGUUUGAACAUUUGAAAAAGGUUGCUGAAACAGCCAGAAAGCUUGGGAUCUUAGUUAUAUCAGAUGAAGUGUAUUAUCAUCUCACUUUCGGAAGUAACCCUUUUGUGCCAAUGGGAGUUUUUGGAUCAAUUGCUCCAGUUAUUACACUUGGAUCCAUAUCAAAAAGGUGGGUGGUUCCUGGCUGGCGGCUAGGUUGGAUAGUCACAAAUGACCCCAACAAUCUUCUCAAGAAAUAUGGGAUUGUUGAUUCUAUCAUUGGGUUUCUCAAUGUUUCUGCUGAACCUACUUCUUUCAUACAGGGUGCUUUAACCCAAAUCUUUGAGAAGACUAAAGUGGACUUCUUUACAAAGAUUAAUGAUUUGCUUAGAGAAAAUGCAGAUUUUUGCUUCAGCAAAAUAAAAGAAAUCCCUGGCAUGACUUGUCCAAGCAAGCCUGAAGGUGCUUUGUUUGCAAUGGUGAGACUGAAUUUGUCCGUCCUGGAAAACAUUGAAGAUGACGUGGACUUCUGCCUCAAGCUGGCAAAGGAGGAAUCUGUGAUAGUUCUGCCUGGAGCUACUUUAGGAGUCAAGAAUUGGAUUCGUGUAACUUUUGCCAUUGAACCGUCAUCUCUCCAUGAUGGAAUCAACAGGAUCAAGGUUUUCUGCGAGAACCAUUCCAAGAAAUAA